GGAGUCGCUGCUUCCCAAGAGCCCGCCGCGAGUCAGCUCUCGCCCCAGUCAGCCAAAUGCACCUCUUCGGGCUUCUCCUGCUGACAUCUGCCCUGGCCGGCCAGAGACACGGGACUCAGGCUGAGUCCAACCUGAGCAGUAAAUUCCAGUUCUCCAGCAACAAGGAACCGAACGAGACAACAUUGAGGGGCAGAGGCAAAGCGGACAGCUGGCUCUUUGAGGGAAACCCACAUCCCCAAGCAGCAGGAGGCGCACUGAUGGGAGGAACUAUACCCAAGCAUCUGGACUGGCAUAGAAAAGAGGAGAAAGAACAUUUAAAAGGGGUACAAGAUCCUCAGCAUGAAAGAAUUAUUACUGUGUCUACUAAUGGAAGUAUUCACAGUCCGCGGUUUCCUCAUACUUACCCAAGAAAUAUGGUCUUGGUGUGGAGACUAGUAGCAGUAGAGGAAAAUGCAUGGAUACAGCUUACAUUUGAUGAAAGAUUUGGGCUUGAAGACCCAGAAGAUGACAUAUGCAAGUAUGAUUUUGUAGAAGUUGAGGAUCCCAGUGAUGGAACUAUAUUAGGGCGCUGGUGUGGUUCUGGUACUGUGCCAGGCAAACAAAUUUCUAAAGGAAAUCAAAUCCGGAUAAGAUUUGUAUCUGAUGAAUAUUUCCCUUCAGAGCCGGGGUUCUGCAUCCACUACAGCAUCGCUGUGCCACAAUUCACAGAGGCUGCGAGCCCUUCAGUGUUACCACCAUCGGCUUUGCCACUAGAUCUGCUUAAUAAUGCUGUCACUGCCUUUAGUACUUUGGAAGAUCUUAUUCGGUAUCUUGAACCAGAUAGAUGGCAGUUGGACUUAGAAGAUCUUUAUAGGCCGACGUGGCAACUCCUUGGCAAGGCUUUUGUUUUUGGAAGAAAAUCCAGAGUGGUGGAUCUGAACCUUCUAAAAGAGGAGGUAAGAUUAUACAGCUGCACACCUCGUAACUUCUCGGUGUCCAUAAGGGAAGAACUAAAGAAAACCGAUACCAUUUUCUGGCCAGGUUGUCUCCUGGUUAAACGCUGUGGUGGAAACUGUGCCUGUUGUCUCCACAACUGCAAUGAGUGUCAGUGUGUCCCAAGCAAAGUCACUAAAAAAUAUCACGAGGUUCUUCAGUUGAGACCAAAGAAUGGUGUAAGGGGAUUACAUAAAUCGCUUACUGACGUGGCCCUGGAGCACCACGAGGAGUGUGACUGUGUGUGCAGAGGGAAUUCAGGAGGAUAACCACACACCCCCGGUAGCAGCCCUCUCAGGAGCCGGGCAGUGCAAGGGCUGAUUCUUUCUAGAACUCACGCAUUAUCUCCAUCCAUAAUCUCAGUUGUUUGCUUCAGGGACUUUUCAUCUUCGGGAUUUACAGUGUGCUCGAGAAGAGGAAGCCAACAGAAUGAGGAGUUGUGUGGCAGCGCUUUUGAGAGGAGGCUCAAAUGAAAAGAGAAAAAGUCUUCCAUCCUCAUCAUGGGAAAAAGAUGAAACGCUGUAGCUCUCUAGCUAGUUGCAGAAAUGCCAUGUCCUUGCUCAGCGAGCUGUGUUCUAGCACACAGUGGUCUUGAAAUGGCUAGGUGAAUGUCAGCACAGCAAAAACAAACAAACAAACAAAAAAUAAACUGUGCAAAUGAGCACCUGAUUCUAUUGCUUUGCUUCUUACCUAAAACUCUAUGCUCUGGGCCUAAAAAAAGAAAGUCACAGAAAUCUGGAUUAUUUUUCCAUAUAUUCACAUAUACAUAUAUAUAUAUAUAUAUAUAUACAUAUAUAUAUAUAAUACCAGAGUGUUCUAUGUUCUACAAACUUGUUUUUUUAUUACAAUGAACUAUAUUGCUAUGAAUUCAACAUAUGCCAUGCCGAAAGGAAAGACUGGAUUUCCCAUGUUCUUUUAUUACAAUUUCUACCAUUUAGAGGAAGAGAACUGUCUCCAUUGUUUGGAAGAGACAAGCCUGUAAAGAAGAGUGGCCUUAUCUUCACUUUAUAAGUUGGUUUAUUUUGUGUCAUUGUGUACAUUUUUUGUAUUCUCCUUUUGACAUUAUAACUGUUUGCUUUUCUAAUCUUGUUAAAUAUAUCUAUUUUUUACCAAAGGUAUUUAAUAUCCUUUUUUUUUAUGACAACAUAGAUCGACUAUUUUUAGCCUGAUAAAUUUUUCUAAACAGAAUUGUGAUGGCCAGAGGAACAAAGAUGAUAUGAAAAUAUUGUUGCUCUGACAAAAAUACCUGUAUUUCAUCCUCAUGUGGUGCUAGAGCUUAGACUAAUCUGCCUUUUAGAAUACCGAGUGGGAAAUCAGUAGGAUUUGGUAAGUUGCAAAAGAAUAUUUUGAAAACAAGUUGUCAUAUUUUCCAUCCCUAUUAUCAGAAAUGUGUCCCUGUUAUCGGAAAUAACACAGGAAACUGAGCAGUCAGAUCCUGCUCUUCCUUACCCUUCACCCUACUGCUGGGACACGUGAGCCUAGCUCAGAACAUAAAGCACCUUGAAGAAGAAGAAGAAGAAGAAGAAGAAGAAGAAGAA
Messenger RNA from Erinaceus europaeus (western European hedgehog), 2510 nucleotides. It is a transcript of the gene PDGFC, whose product is annotated as platelet derived growth factor C. Gene Ontology annotation, cellular component: membrane. NCBI's taxonomy places the organism in Eukaryota, Metazoa, Chordata, Mammalia, Eulipotyphla, Erinaceidae. The record is from RefSeq and is a predicted model, not a curated record. The coding region runs from base 57 to 1241 and encodes 394 amino acids. The transcript has 8 exons. Gene Ontology annotation, molecular function: platelet-derived growth factor receptor binding; growth factor activity. Gene Ontology annotation, biological process: positive regulation of cell migration; positive regulation of ERK1 and ERK2 cascade; platelet-derived growth factor receptor signaling pathway.